ACAAGGUAUAUAAAACACCUACCUCUACCUCCUAAUGUACGCAAUCUGUACCAUAGUCUUCCGGCACGUAAAGUGCUUACCUGACUAGGAGGACUUCAACAAUAUAUAUAAGCGUAAGGUAACCUAACGCAUCUAUACUAGCUUAGCUUACUUCUACCGACGCCUCAGUUUCCAAUAAGAAGCCAUCCACAAAUCAAAAAAUGGAGGAUCCUAUAAUUAACUCCAACUCAUCCUGUCAGCAUGAAAUGCGCUUGUGAACUAUUAAAGCAAGUAAGAUACAUUCCUUGUCCAACCAUAGAGCUUCAUCGGCGUCCGUAGAUGAUGCCCAGAUGUGAAGCGAAGUCCCUCUCCCAACCAAACAAAAAGAAAAAGGAAAAAAAGGAGUCCGUUGUGAGAUCUCUGCAUCUCUCAUCCCAGGUACUCUUGUCUUCAUAUACAGUUUAGCCCUCCUCGUGCAUCUUCAUUAUUCAACUGUCCUACUAAAGACCUCCUACCAAGGUAGGUACUUAAGGUCAGGUUAGGUACCUAGAUAGCCAGCAUGAUUGGCCCCUACAGCGAAGAAUUGAUGAUAGGUCUGAGCGUUGGUUGCAUCGUCUUGCCUACCAUAUUUUUCGCAUUAAGACUAUGGGCACGAAGGUUGAAGCACAAGAGGUUAUCUGCAGAUGACUGGUUGUGCUUAUUGGGGCUACUUGUUGCAUAUGCUUGUUGCGCUUUACAGCUAUACGCCACUGUUGAUGGGCAACUAGGUAAGCAUCAGGUACUUGGACCGGACGGCCAGCCUAUCCUAGAUGAUCCAGGCUUCCUAGUAUACGAGAAGACUAAACUCGCCGUUAAUGUUAUAAGUCCUGUUGGUUUCGGUCUUGUAAAAGCAUCCGUUAUUGUCCUUUACAAUGGAAUCUUCCGCAAUAUUCGCCUUUUCCGAUGGACCGCCUACGUUAUGCUUGCACUGCUCUGUGCAUGGUCUAUUUCCUUCUUCUUCGCCAAUCUAUUCAUAUGUUACCCCGUCACUCCGUUGAUUGAGCCGUUUUAUAACAAUAAAUGCGUCAACGAACAAGCUCUGUUCCUCUCUACCCUUGUUACCGAUUUGAUAUUUGAUAUUCUGAUCCUGGCGAUGCCAGUUCCCGUUGUGUUAGGAUUACAUCUACCUCUAAGGGACAGGCUCGGGGUGCUUGGAAUGUUCCUGUUGGGUGCCAUUGUUGUUGCUGUCAGCAUUGCUCGGCUCGUCCAGUCAUUAGAAGUCAAUGCAUUAUAUCGUAUUUAUACCUAUGAUAUGACAUACCUCACAUCGCCUGUCUUCUUCUGGGCCAACAUCGAAUUGUCCAUUGCAGUGGUAUCAGCUUGCCUUCCAACGCUGAAGCCGGUGUUGGUUUACUUCUUUCCUCCCGCCCCAGCGAAGACGCAAACAACAUCAACCAGUUACGCCAAGAUCACCGAUCCAGAAGCAUCGCGUCACUCAAGCAAAUACUUCGCCGAAGCAGGCAGCAAUUCUAUACCAUUACAUCCUGUUUCCCACCUCGGGAAAGACGAAGAUCCGUAUUUCCCGGGCCGAAAUUCUCAAUUCUGACUUACAGAUUGGUUGGGGGCUAUGUUAGAUAGAUGUAGGGUAUCAUAUUAGGUACAAUCAUAGAGACAAGAUAUCAUAGAGACAAGAUAAAUCAGCUGUAGCUAGGAUUUGAAUUAAGUCAUAGCCUAGCAUAGGUCUAUGCCACCUUCUAGGUAUAUAAUAGUAUAUAGGUAAUCCUAGCUCAAAGGAAGCUGUCGAUCGAGUAUGACAAAUCUGGGAAGCAAGGGAGCUAAGGGAGGGCAAAUGGGGCUGAAAAGUCUUUGAGGGAGACGUUUUUUUUUGUAUCCUUGAAUUCCUAGGGCUUAGUUCCCUGUACCAUAUUAGUGGUAAAAUCUAGUUUGGCUAGAACGGAUAGCUCGUAUAGUUUGAAUUUGUCAUUCCCUUUGUG
Molecule: messenger RNA, 1952 nt
Organism: Daldinia caldariorum
Lineage: Eukaryota; Fungi; Ascomycota; Sordariomycetes; Xylariales; Hypoxylaceae
Exons: 6
Coding region: 539-1564 (341 amino acids)
Source: RefSeq, a predicted model, not a curated record